Molecule: messenger RNA, 1212 nt
Organism: Arabidopsis arenosa
Lineage: Eukaryota; Viridiplantae; Streptophyta; Magnoliopsida; Brassicales; Brassicaceae
Source: the annotation of a GenBank genome assembly
UAAAGAAUAAACACAUAACCAUAAAUCUCAAUUAAUCUCUACUUCAUCUUCUUUCUGUUUUAUGUCUUCAAAGAUUGGUAUGUCUCAAGUUAGAGAUACUCCGGUUAAGUUGUUUGGCUGGACAAUUACACCGGUUUCUCAUGAUCCACACUCUUCUUCGUCCCCUGUUCUUCCUGAUUCUUCCUCGUCUUCCUCAUCUUCUUCUCCAUCACUUCGACUACACAUGAUGAACAACCAAUCUGCUACUGACAAUACAAGUCUUAAGAUAUCAUCUAAUCUAAACAACGAGUCGAAAGAAACAUCUGAGAACAGCGAUGACCAACACAGCGAGAUUACAACAAUUACAUCGGAAGAGAAAACAACUGAACUGAAGAAACCAGACAAGAUUCUUCCGUGUCCGAGAUGCAAUAGCGCAGACACCAAAUUCUGUUACUACAACAACUACAACGUUAACCAGCCACGUCACUUCUGUAGAAAAUGUCAGAGGUAUUGGACUGCUGGAGGAUCCAUGAGGACCGUCCCAGUAGGCUCAGGUCGUCGCAAGAACAAGGGAUGGGUUUCUUCAGACCAGUACCUGCACAUCACUUCCGAGGAUACUGACAAUUACAAUAGCUCCUCAACGAAGAUUCUAAGCUUCGAGUCUUCGGACUCUUUGCUUACUGAGAACACUAAGCAUCAAUCAAGCAAUGUGAAGAAAAACGGCGAUUCUGUUUCACAAGAACUCAACAACUUCCAAGGGUUUCUUCCUCCGCAAGCAUCCCCUGCUUCGCCUCCUUGGCCUUACCAAUACCCUCCAAACCCUAGUUUCUACCACAUGCCCGUCUACUGGGGCUGUGCGGUACCGGUUUGGUCUACUCUAGGCACUUCUACAUGUCUUGGGAAAAGGACAAGAGACGAAGCUUCGCAUGAAACUGUUAAAGAGAGCAAAAAUGAUUUUGUGAGAACAAGCUUGGUUUUGGAAUCUCGAAGUAUCAAAAAUGAAACAAGUACGGCUACAAAUAACCAUGUGUGGUAUCCGGUACCGAUGACCCGCAAGAAGACAGAGCAAUUCAGUUUUUUCAUUAAUGGAGCUGAAACAAAGAGCAGCAACCAGAGAUUCGUCCCUGAAACGUAUCUUAACCUGCAAGCAAACCCUGCAGCCAUGGCAAGAUCUAUGAACUUCAGAGAGAGCAUAUAACGUUAAGGAGAUACUAAUAUAGAAUAAUUGUACGU